UACGAAUAGAGCACAGUAUUCAAUCUGUUUCGCUUCCUUUCAAAGGAUUUAUCCUAAAUGAGUCGCUCUAACCUGUAUUAUGUAUUUUUAAUUUUUAUUGCAAAACUCGCAUAAAGCGCGCGCCAAUGGCGAUUAUUUGAUUUAUUCUUAGUGCCAACAUUCCAUUUAUACUUUACCUAUAUUUUUAGAGAUCGCGUGUGAUUAAGAAUGUUUAUUUUGAAAAUAAAAAUAAAUUCUACGGCUAAAGUGAGUGGUGCCGUUACGAGAACCGAAUCGGUUUUAAAUUUCUACCUGUUUCGAAGUUGAUCCGCGAAACCGCGCAAAUUUGGAAUUGGAUGCCCAAAUACGUACCUACUUUGAGAGAAAACCAGGGUGCAACAGAUUUAAGUGGCAAUGUCUAAAGAUAAUCCAGAGGUGGACUGCAAAUCACCGAUUAAUGCGUCAUACCAGCAGUACAACACAAACAUGGGAUCAAAUCAAGCAAAAGAAAAUGCAAUUAAUAGUGAGAACGAAUGCAACGUACAAUCAGAUUCGAAAUUAUCCGGUGACUUAAGUACAAAUGAAAGUGUAACGAAUAAAUUUGUUAGUGAACAUUCUAAAACUGAAUUACAAUCAAAAACUGCAAUAAAUAAUCAAAUCGUAGAAUGCGUACCACAAACUAAUGAAUUUGUGAACGAACUGGAUUGUAAGGUCGAUAUAAAUAAUGACGGUGAAGAUUCGGCUACCGAAAGUCUACCUGCACCAGAAGAAGUUUCCGAAGAACCACACGAUCGCUCGGAUGGUUCCGAUUCAGGACUGGGCUCGGAAAUAUCCGAAGAAAGGCCCGUUGACGCUGUUGCUUCUGUGCUUGAAGAAAGCGAUACCGAGAACUCUUUCCUCAAUCGCAUUCCCGAAGAUCAGUCUUCGACAUUGAUAGAUGUUGGUAACAAUGAUCAAACAAAUUUGGAAGUGCCGUCCACAAGCUUUUCUGCAGAAAGCAAGACGAGCAGUGCAGAAGAUGCAAUACAAACAGCCCUUGUGCCUCGACGAAGCACACUGAAACGAAAAAUAUCACACGAAGGAGAAGACCUGCCGAAGUGCAAGAAAAAGCGAAGCAUUGCUUUUGAUAACGUGACCGUAUUCUACUUCCCGCGAACGCAGGGUUUUACCUGCGUGCCAUCUCAAGGAGGUUCCACCUUGGGCAUGGGUGCCAAGCAUUCUCACGUCCGUAAAUUUUCAAUGAACGAACAUGCCAACGAACAGCGGCGCAUCCACAGACAAUUGCUGCAACGACUCCGAUCGGAGAGACAAAACGUGCGAAACGCGACAUCAUCAAGCGAUGAUAGUGAAAGCGACGAAGAACUCAGCGACGGUUCCGAUUCCGAAAUGGACUUGGAUAACUACUACUUCCUUCAACCAGUUCCUACGCGACAAAGGAGGGCGCUGUUACGAUCGGCCGGUGUACGAAAAAUCGAUUCGCUGGAAAAAGACGAAUGCCGCGAUAUUCGUACAUCGCGAGAAUUCUGUGGGUGCGGUUGUAAAGGCUACUGUGAUCCAGAUACGUGCUCCUGCAGUCAAGCGGGUAUAAAAUGCCAGGUGGACAGGUUGAACUUCCCGUGUGGCUGCUCACGCGACAAUUGCGGAAACUCAAGCGGCCGUAUUGAGUUUAACCCGGUCAGGGUUCGUACUCACUUCAUCCACACAUUGAUGAGGCUAGAAUUAGAGAAGAAGCAGAAGGAGGCCGAAGGCGAAGAAAAAUCUGACAAACCGUCGACUAGCUGGAUGGAAAAUGAACGGUUAAAUUACUAUCCGAAGACAGAAUCAAAUAACAGCAGGAGUGCAAAAUUUAACGGAAGUCUUCUGAAAGAUGUUACGCUAAAUUCAAACAUGGAAGUGGAAUCCUGCGUGCAUAACGGGAACUUUACAAAUUUGCACUACGGCGCACCCGGCGAAGGUCCAGGACUAUCCCAUCCGCCUCCUGGUUUUACAGAUUUGCCGUCGCGCGAAGACUCGUUAGACCUGUACACCUUCCGUGAAGAAUGCUACCAGGAUGAGGUAGCCCAGGAUGCGUCUUCCUCCGAGCGCAAACAACCUUUUCCCGCUAACCAAAAUUUCCAUUUCACCGAUCCGCGUUUUACCGAUAUCGUUUUUCCAAGUGGUACGUCGACCUUUACGCCGCCGCCCAACCAGUACGCCCAACCGUACCAAUCUGGCUUCUCCGACUUUUCGCCAGUGUUUAGUCCUUAUGGAGGCAUGUACUCUACGGAGUUUGGAACGAAAUCUUUCGAACCAGGUUUUCAGCAACCUAACAACUAUGACCAUUUUCCCGCACCUUCUUCUGAACCAUUUUCCGGCGGUACGGAUUCCAAAGAAAGUCAGUACACUAAUUUAAAUCCCGUCGGGGCCAACAUUAAAAUAGAAUCAUUUUCAGAUCUUCUUAAUGGUAGGUAUAAUUACACGGCCUACGAAGAGACCGCUAAUUUUCCAAACAUAAAUAAUGCGAAUGUUGUAUCUGCCAGCAAUAACUCUGAGUGUUCUGGUAUUGAUAAAACUGGUAAUAGCGUGAACAGUACUGGCACCACAGAAAACUGUGACGAAAACUUUGGAGAGAUAAUUAAAAAAUCUAUUGUAGAAACUGUUUCGGCUUAGAUGAACGAUUAUAAUUAAAAAUUGAUAUUAAUAUAUAAAUUAUGAUUAUCACGUUCCAUAUUAUUAUGUAAAUGAGAUUUAUAUAAACUGUAGAAAAAAAGCAGUGUUUUAAUAAAUGUUGUGAGAAAAAAGUGUGUAGGUACUUGAUCUAAUACAACACAUUUGAUGUUAGCAGAACCCUCAGAUAAGUAGUAGAUAGUACAUAUUUACAGAAGAUAGCCUAAAUAAUAGAACUAUGAGUUGACUUGAGCAUAUUUGCGCGCAAAUAUGCUCAAAUGAGUACAUGGGCGUACGCAGGGAGGGGCAAGGGGGGGCAGCUGCCCCGGCCUGGCCACACGUUACGUUUUAUGUUAUUGUUAAAAAGUAUCUGUAAGAAUUGUCUUUGUUGGCUUCUAAUUCAAUCCUUUGAGAUUUAAGCAAUGAAAGAGGUUUUAAGCUACAAAUUAGGGUACCUACCGGCUCGCCUGCCGUCGGGCUGAGCGAAGAUUUGCCUAAAAUUCUACCGAUAUACCGAAAUUUUUAGUAACUAUUACCUACUAAAAAUAAAAAUGUAUAUUAUGUGUUUCAUUAAACAUUUUUUUCUUCCAA
This is a messenger RNA of Photinus pyralis (common eastern firefly), 3216 nucleotides long. RefSeq lists its product as uncharacterized. Gene Ontology annotation, molecular function: DNA-binding transcription factor activity, RNA polymerase II-specific; sequence-specific DNA binding. Gene Ontology annotation, biological process: regulation of transcription by RNA polymerase II. Bases 394 to 2628 code for a protein of 744 amino acids. Lineage: Eukaryota; Metazoa; Arthropoda; Insecta; Coleoptera; Lampyridae. The record is from RefSeq and is a predicted model, not a curated record. The transcript is spliced from 2 exons. Gene Ontology annotation, cellular component: nucleus.